This is a messenger RNA of Actinia tenebrosa (Australian red waratah sea anemone), 578 nucleotides long. RefSeq lists its product as uncharacterized. The record is from RefSeq and is a predicted model, not a curated record. NCBI's taxonomy places the organism in Eukaryota, Metazoa, Cnidaria, Anthozoa, Actiniaria, Actiniidae.
AUGAUACUCCGUCCUGAAUAUUGCCACAAGAUUUUUCACUGUCGCGGUUCCAAGGCUGUCGCACUCCACAAAGAUUUUGGAUAUACGCUUCGUGAAGUUGGAGUGUUUUUAACCGAGAAUUAUGGAUUACRACGAGGACRUUCUGAAAGGAAUCUACAAGUCUUCUGUUCUUUGAGAGACAUUCAUCGGCACGACUACGGUAGGAUUUCCCGAACUUGCAUUGAUACCAUUGCGAGAGAACUUAUUCAGGAAGUUGGUCCAACGUAUGGAAGGCGAAUGUUUACAGGACUUCUUAGAAGUAGAGGUUUUCGAAUCGGCGAAAGAGCCGCACGUGGGGCGUUAACUAGAGUAGCACCUGUUUAUCAGGCACAAAGACGAAAUGGAACAGAACGACUUAGAAAUCCACUACCCUACUUCGCAGAGUAUGCAGGACACAAACUUCACAUGGACCAAAACGAGAAACUGGUUAUGUUUGGAUUAACACAUGUUUUGGCUGCUGAUGGGUACAGUGGGAAGAKUGUUGGAGCUUGCUCCAUGCCAAUAAAAAACAACAUGACUAUUUAUGAUAGUGUUUACAG